Diuraphis noxia (Russian wheat aphid) is the source of this 1523-nucleotide messenger RNA. Its product is annotated as Pre-mRNA-splicing regulator female-lethal(2)D. Lineage: Eukaryota; Metazoa; Arthropoda; Insecta; Hemiptera; Aphididae. Gene Ontology annotation, biological process: regulation of alternative mRNA splicing, via spliceosome; mRNA modification. Gene Ontology annotation, cellular component: nucleus. The record is from RefSeq and is a predicted model, not a curated record.
UUUUAUUAUUGUUCAUACUUCAGAGUUCAGUUCAGAUUUCUUGAAUCUUGUCUUGUUUUGUAAUUACCAAAUAUUAGUGAUUUCGUUUAAUUCAAAACAAGGUUUCCAAUUUUUAAUUUGUAUUUUAAAAUAUCUUUUACAUGUUACAACUUACAAGUAACGAAGUAACACUUUUCUAUUCUUAUGAAAUGCUUUUCCAGUAAAUUCAAGUUUCAGUUGCAAUAUUAUGAACACAUAUGUAACCCCCACGUAUGUUGUGUUUGAUAGAUGAACUAUGAAUUCACUGAGAGAAUCGUCCGUUUGUUAAUGGAAGUGUCUACUUUUUUUUUUUUGAAAUGUUUUCAUAACWACUUUAAUUGGACGUUUUAAAUUUUGGUGCGAUUUUGUGCGAAAAUAUGGUCGAAGAAAAUCGAACAGGUUUUGGGCAAGUGGACAUCGUUGAUGAUGACAAUAUGGUCCGAUUGCCGCGGCAGCGUAUUGUCGAUAUGUAUAAAAACGCGAUGUCGCGCGUUCGCGUUUUAGAAGCAAAGGCGAACGAAGCGUCAAUAUGUAUUAGGUGUAACCUAUUGUGUGACAAGAAAGAGCGAACAGACCAAGAAUUUCGCAAAUUAGUUUUACGUGAAAAAUGUUUACUAAGAAAAUUGACUAUUAAAGAACAAGAAAUACAAGAUUAUGCUGCACAAUUAUCUGCAAUGCGAAAUUCAAUUCAAAACAAUUCAUUAUCUUCACUCAAAUGUUCGUUACAAGAUCCAGCAGUAAAUCUGUUGAUUCAAAGAUUGCGACAAGACUUAUGUGCUACAAAAAUUAGACUAGAAGAAACCCAAAGAGAACUUUAUACUUUUAUUUUAUUUUUAUUAGAAUUGGAUGAAUUUUUACAAGACUUAGAUGAAGAUGUAGAAGGAAUGCAGAGUACGAUAUACUUCUUACAGAAUGAACUUCAAAAAUGUAAAGCUUCUGUUCAGAGUACAAACAAUACUGAAAACAAAGAAACUAAUCCAAAAUCGAUUGUUAACGGUAUUAAAAAAGAUGAAGAUACUACAACUGAGACAUUAACAAAAUCAAAAACUGAAAUACCAUCUCGAUUGGUCAAAACUAAUUCUGAUAAUAAGUCAAAUAAACACAGCAAACCAAAAGAUUCAAAGCAAUUAAAUGAUGAUAUAAGUAAUAAGCCCAAAGUAAAAAAAAUACGACCAGCAACAGUAGAAGGUACAGAUCAAAGUGAGCAACUUCCUAAAGUACAUAAAAGCAAGCACAAAUCAGAUGAUACUAAAACUGAUGAUAAAAGAAAAAAGUCUGAAAAAAGGGCCCAUAGCAAAGAUGAAAUAGUUCAUAAAAAAUCAAAAAGUGAGCUUCCCAAGAAUAUUGAAGUUAAGACUCCUGUUGAAGUAAUUAAUGGACUACCAAAUGGUUCAUAAAUAUUGUUAUUUUAAUGUUAAUUUUCUUUUAUCGAUGUUUAAUUGUUGAUAGAAAAUAUCUAUUGAAUUAUUUUCCAACGUUAUUUUUUUAUAUUAAGGUUUGAAUAA